Teleopsis dalmanni is the source of this 1280-nucleotide messenger RNA. RefSeq names its product coatomer subunit gamma-like. Gene Ontology annotation, biological process: intra-Golgi vesicle-mediated transport; organelle transport along microtubule; intracellular protein transport. The transcript is spliced from 4 exons. The record is from RefSeq and is a predicted model, not a curated record. The coding region runs from base 144 to 1280 and encodes 378 amino acids. NCBI's taxonomy places the organism in Eukaryota, Metazoa, Arthropoda, Insecta, Diptera, Diopsidae. Gene Ontology annotation, cellular component: COPI vesicle coat; endoplasmic reticulum-Golgi intermediate compartment; endoplasmic reticulum.
AAUUUUGACAUUUUGCACUUGUGAAUGUGACGUGUUAAAUUUUCCGCUGCCAUAGUGCUAUUUUACACACAAAAUCUUAAAUAAAACAUAAAAUAGCUUAUUAAUAAUUGAAAUCUGUACUCGCUGAUAAAACUUAAGUAAAAAUGGGUUCUUUUCGUCGUGAGAAAGAGGAUGAAGAUGAGGGCAGCACCAAUAUAUAUCAGAAUUUAGAGAAAACCUCAGUAUUACAAGAGACACGCACUUUCAAUGACACGCCUGUUAUUCCAAGGAAAUGCAUACUAAUUCUUACCAAGAUACUUUACCUUAUCAAUCAAGGCGAACAGCUGGUGGCUCGCGAGGCCACAGAUUGCUUCUUUGCCAUGACAAAACUAUUUCAAUCAAAAGACGUUGUUUUAAGGCGUAUGGUAUACUUAGGCAUCAAAGAGUUAAGCUCAAUCGCCGAAGAUGUGAUUAUAGUAACAAGCUCACUUACUAAGGAUAUGACAGGCAAAGAGGAUUUAUAUCGUGCCGCUGCAAUACGUGCACUUUGCAGUAUAACAGAUCACACUAUGUUACAAGCAGUGGAACGUUAUAUGAAACAAUGUAUUGUAGAUAAAAAUCCAGGUGUUUCCUGUGCUGCACUUGUUAGCUCAUUAAGAUUGGCAAGCACUGCUGGCGAUGUUGUCAAAAGAUGGGCUAAUGAAGCACACGAAGCACUUAAUAGCGAUAAUAUAAUGGUACAAUACCAUGCACUUGGUUUACUCUAUCACAUACGUAAAUCUGAUCGUCUGGCUGUAUCCAAACUGGUAAAUAAAUUGGCACAUAGUGGUGUGAAGAGUCCAUAUGCUGUCUGUAUGCUGAUACGUAUUACUUGCAAACUGCUUGAAGAAGAAGAUCAAUCUGCAGAUGAAUCGCCAUUAUUUGCAUUUUUGGAAUUAUGUUUACGUCACAAAAGUGAAAUGGUUGUCUAUGAAGCAGCACAUGCCAUCGUUAAUCUUAAAAACACAAAUCCCCGCGCACUUUCGCCGGCUUUUUCUAUUUUGCAAAUGUUCUGUAAUGCACCAAAAGCUACUUUACGCUUUGCUGCUGUACGCACGCUUAAUAAAGUAGCCAUGACCCACCCAGCUGCUGUUACUACAUGUAAUUUAGAUUUAGAAGGUCUUAUAACGGAUUCGAAUCGAUCUGUUGCUACUUUAGCUAUAACUACGCUCUUAAAAACAGGCGAAAAUGACUCAAGUGGUUGGUUGGUCUCUAAUUGUGACGCAAAACUAACUGAGGAAUUUUUAAAAUAUACGAAAUAA